This is a messenger RNA of Lucilia sericata (common green bottle fly), 2033 nucleotides long. RefSeq names its product alkaline phosphatase (gene Alp12). Gene Ontology annotation, biological process: dephosphorylation. Bases 207 to 1928 code for a protein of 573 amino acids. Gene Ontology annotation, molecular function: alkaline phosphatase activity. NCBI's taxonomy places the organism in Eukaryota, Metazoa, Arthropoda, Insecta, Diptera, Calliphoridae. The transcript is spliced from 4 exons. The record is from RefSeq and is a predicted model, not a curated record.
GAUUACGAGUUUUUUGAUUGUUUGUUUUUACUAGAGUUUUAAAGAGUUGAAAGUGCUUUAAGAGUUCAGUUUGCUUUUGCUGGAGUUUGAAAUUACACACGCUUAAAUGAAAGAAAUAUUGUUUUAAAAAAAUUUACUGGACUAAGUAGUUAGUGUUCGGAAAACUUUUAAACACUCUAGACUUUAGAAGGGAAAUAUAAAACAAAAUGACAGAUCGCAAGCGAAUAACGGAAUCCAACAGUACUGUGGAAAUGGAUAGCUAUAGUCAAGGCUGUAGCAGCAGUGACUUUAAGCUGAAGAAGAAACCUGUAUAUAAAUCCAAAAUCUUUAUAAUAGCCGUAUCAUUCUCGGCCAUUCUGCUGGUGGUCAUGACAGUGGGUUUUGUUAUACAUCAUACCAUUAAUGCUAAUCAUCCGAUUAAUGGUUUAAUGGAAGAGGCUAGUGCCUUGGUAAUGAGUCUGCCAGAGGCCCAACAGGAAUGGUUUGAACGCGGCACCUUGGAGUUGCAAAAGGCUUUGAAUCGUAAACGUAAUAAGAGAAGAGCUAAAAAUGUUAUAUUGUUUGUGGGCGAUGGUAUGGGUCCGAAUACGGUAACAGCUGCUAGGAUAAUGGGCUUCUCCGAGGAGGGUUUAAUGUCCUGGGAAGAAUUUCCCGAUAUGGGUUUGUUAAAGACCUAUUGCGCUAAUAAGCAAGUUCCCGACUCCUUUUCCACCGCCACUGCUUUAUUCUCGGGUGUUAAGGUUAAUUACGAGACAGGUGGUGUGGAUGCCAGCGUUAAUUUGGGCAAUUGUUCGGCUUCUUUGAAUGUGGAUCAUCAGGUUAAUUCUAUAUUAAAAUGGGCUCAAGAUGAUGGCAUGUUAACGGGUUUUGUUACCAAUACUAGAGUUACCCAUGCCACUCCGGCCGCUUUAUAUGCUCAUACCCCCGAUCGUCGCUGGGAAUGUGAACAAAAAAUGCCGGCCGAAGCCCAUAAUGAGGGUUGUAAAGAUAUUGCACGUCAGUUGAUAGAAGAUUUGACGGGUCAAAGCAUUAAUGUCAUAAUGGGUGGUGGUCGUCAAAUGUUGGUUUCCAAUGUCUCGGAUACACCUCUAGAUCCCAUCGAUACUUGGGCCUGUAAGUCUAACGAUGGUCGUGAUUUAAUACAAGAAUGGUCUAACAUUAAAGCUCAACGUGAUCAGCCUCAUGUAGUGGCCCAAAAUACGGGCGAACUGGAAGCCAUUAAUCCCUCGGAAGUGGACUAUAUAUUGGGUAUUUUUGCCAAUGGUCAUUUGAAAUUUGACUUUGAACGUGAUACCACCCCCGCCGGCAUGCCUUCUCUUAAACAAAUGGUUUUGAAAGCCUUGGAAUUUUUCAAAACUAAAGAUGAACGUUUUCUAUUGGUGGUAGAGGGUGGCAUGAUUGAUCAGGCCCAUCAUAGGGGUACCGCCCGUAAAGCCUUAAAUGAGGUUUUAGCUUUCAAUGAGGCCAUCAAUGCUAGUGUUCAAUAUUUGGGUGAUAAAUUGGAAGAUACUUUGGUUAUAGUCACUGCUGAUCAUGCUCACACCUUAACCAUUAAUGGUCAUGCUCCCAAAGGUGCCGAUAUUUUGGGUGUUGCUGGCAAAUCCAAGACUGAAGGAACUCCCUAUACUACUUUGACCUAUGGCACUACCUAUAAGGGUUUCCAGCCAGAUGCUAAUGGUUUAAGAAAAGAUCCCACUCUGCAGGAUACCACCGAUUGGGAGUAUACGCAACAGGGCGCGGUAAAUACCGAUGAAAAUUAUCAUGGUGGCAGUGAUGUAACCAUACAUUCAGCGGGCGCCAUGUCUUAUCUCUUCCACGGCGUUCAUGAACAAUCUUACGUAGCCCAUGCCAUCUCGUAUGCUUUGCGCAUAGGCCGCUUCCGUGAUAGUUCCAUUGCUGAAUCUUUAGCUGAUAUGUUUCCUUUGUAAUAACUUCAAGACCCCCUUUAGAAAAUAGAAAAAAAUCAUUCAAGAAACUCUUUACGAAUUAUCUCAAUCUAUGUGAUAUUAAAGUGCAAUAGCUUUUUAUAAAAA